Messenger RNA from Entrophospora candida, 2415 nucleotides. The record is from the annotation of a GenBank genome assembly. NCBI's taxonomy places the organism in Eukaryota, Fungi, Glomeromycota, Glomeromycetes, Entrophosporales, Entrophosporaceae.
AUGUAUAAAUUUAAUUUUUUAAACAAUUCAAAAAAUUCAACAUUAAAUUCAUUAAAUUCAUAUAAAAUUACAAACAUAAUAUCGACUAAUUCAAAAAUUUCAAAUAUAACAGUAACAACGCCACCAUCAUUGUCAUUAUUAAAAUAUUUUCAAAAUAAUUCAUCAUUAAUAAAAUUAACUUCAAAACCUACAUCUACACAAUCAAUACCGAGGAUUUCCUUUUUAGAUUAUUCAAAUCGUCAUUCUAAACAUCUUUUUUCUUUAAAGAAUAAUCCAUACAUUAAAAGUUUAUUGCUUUCUAAUACUCAAUUAUAUAGUACAAAUGCAAGGCAUGUUGACGAUUUUUUUUCGCAAGAAAAUCAUAAACAUCAAUCAGAUUCAUUUGGAGUCAACCCUGAUUUCAAUGGAGAUUUAUAUGUUGGUGCGAAUGGAUCAGGAGAGAUCGAACCAUUAUAUAUAUCAAAUAAAACACUCACUCUGGGUUCUGAUGGGAAACCAAUAAUUGAUGUGGAGAACAAAGAUAUUGAGGAAAUUUGGGUGAAUUACAAGAAACUCAGUAUUGAGCAGAUUUUAAGUUUAACUGUUUACGAUUAUAAUCACCUGCUUGCUUCAUUUCUAAAACAUUUAUCAAAAAAUUCUAGUCUAAUCAACAGGAUGCAAUCCAUAAUUAACGAAAUGGAAUUCUCAAAAGCUACUGAACCAGAUGUAUCAACUUAUAAUAUUAUAAUGACAGCAUAUAUUGAAAUUGGAGAUUUCCUGACAAUGGAAAGAUUUUUCUUUGCAGUAUUUAAAUCCGACACCAACAAUAUUCGACCAAACACCAUAAGUUACAAUAUUUUGUUGUCGGGUUUACUAAAUCAAAAACAAAAAAGGUUUGAUUACUCUUCAUCUGUACACAAGGCAGCUCGUUUAUUUUCUGUGAUGGUGGAAAAUAAUGUUGAGAGAGAUCAUAAAACAUACACAUUAUUGAUUAAAGCAUCGGGAGAAUUAAAGAGUUAUGAUAUGGCUUUACAACAUUUUAAUAAUAUGAUAAAAGAAGGAUUGGCGCCUGAUGUAAGAGUGUAUAAUUCCUUAUUAAAUGUGAUUGCCAAAACACAAAAUGAACCAGCGACAGCCAUGGAGAAGUAUAAUGAAAUGAAAUCUAAAGGUCUACAACCUACAAUUGUUACAUAUAAUAUAUUAAUAGGAUUCAUGAAAAAAAAAAAACAAAACCAUUUGGCAUUAGAAUUAUUUGAACAAAUGCAAAAAGAAAGUAUUGUGCCUGACGCAAAGAUAUUAGAAUCUGUAGACAUUACAGGUUUAAAGGCUGCCAAAGUCUUACAAGAGGAAUAUAACGUUAUACCUAAUAUAAGAGACUAUAAUUUAAUGUUAUCGACAGAAUUGAAAAGAUCGGAUUAUGACGAUGCAUUAGAAAUUCAUAAACAUAUGCUUAACAACAAAGUCAAGCCAAAUUUAUCGACCUACGCAAUAAUAAUUGAAGAUUAUGUAAGAAGUAAAGAAACAACAAAUGCAUUUGAUAUAUUCAAUGCUAUGUUGAAAGAUAAUUUGGAAACUGAUAUUGGAAUUUACACAGUAUUAGUAAAUGCAUAUUUAGAACAGAAUAAUUUAGAUAUGGCAUUCAAUUUAUUAGAUCAAAUGAAGAGUGGCGUGGCUGAGUUUAAGAUUGGAACACUAGAAUCAAUUAUCACCACAGCUGCUGAAAAUAGCAACGAGGAAUUUGUUGAAAAGAUUUUUAGUUACUUGAAAAGUUUGGGUGUUAUAAUUGACAAGAGUAUUUAUUAUAUUCUAUUGAAUAGGCUGGCAAAAUCGCCAUGGCCAAGAUAUAAAUUAGAAUAUUAUAUACGUGAAAUGGAAGAGAAUGAAGUACCCGUAAUAAGAGCUGUAUUUUUUAAUAUAAUCAGCGGAUGUUGUGAUGUGAAAAAUAUCAACGAGGCAGAAUAUUGGUACAAUAAAAUGAUUAAUGUAUAUCAAUUAAUACCAAAUCCAAAAAUUUUAACAACAUUGAUGUAUACCUUCAUAGAUAAUAGAGAUUUAUACAAUGGUAUAAAUUACUUUAAGGAAUAUUUUAGGUGGAAAGCUCAACUUCUUGAAUAUGAAGUUAUGAAUUUGUUGGAUUUAUGUGAGAGAUUAGGCGCUCGGAAAGCUUUAAGUUAUAUAAUAAAUCUGCUAGGUGAAAAUGGAUAUCAGGAAUAUGUACAUAAAUAUGAGAUUAGAAGACAAUUGAUUGACAAUAAAAUGGAAACGAUCAAUUGGUUAAAUAGACAUGUAUCAUCAGCAUCAAAUAGAAAUUUAAAAUUAUUUAUUAACAAAGAGAAGUAUGCUGUAAAAAAAAAUAUUAUUUAUAAGAAAUUAGAUCAUAAUGCUGCUAUUAGAAUAAAAAAUUGGAAACCUUAUAGUGAAAAUAAUAAACAAUAA